Dermatophagoides pteronyssinus (European house dust mite) is the source of this 1325-nucleotide messenger RNA. RefSeq names its product very-long-chain 3-oxoacyl-CoA reductase pseudogene. The record is from RefSeq and is a predicted model, not a curated record. Lineage: Eukaryota; Metazoa; Arthropoda; Arachnida; Sarcoptiformes; Pyroglyphidae.
CUAUUUUUUUUCUUGAAUAUAUUUUUUUUGUCAUUUUUCAUUUGAUGGAAUUUAUUUAUUUCAGGAAAAAAAUCUUUAUUUUAACAGCAUUCGUCAAAACGAAUCGCAUUAAUGGCUAAUAUCAACAGCACCGACAACGAUACAAUCAACAACAGUAACAUUUCUUCAUUACCAUUAUUAUCAAUCAAUUUAACCAGAUUUGAUAAUUUGUUUAAUAUCGGUCGAAAUUAUUCAAUGAUAAUUGAUCAAUAUAAUGAUGAACAACAACAACAACAACAACAAUUACAACAACAAUCAUCAUCAAUAAUAAUCACCAAUGAUGAUGAUAAUCAACAAGAAUGUCCAUUUUAUCCACCAUUAUGGUUAAUCAUAUUGUUUACAAUAUCAUUGAUAAUUUUUUUAAUGAUUUUAAUACGUUUUAUGCAAGCAAUUUUUACAUGGUUCAUUAGUCCAUUGAUUUUUGGUAAUAUGGUCAAAUGGAAUGGCGGUCCAAAUACAUGGGCAAUUAUAACCGGUGCAACUGAUGGUCUUGGUUUAGCAUAUGCAAAAGCAAUGGCUGAAAAAGGUUAUUGUUUACUAUUAUUAAGUCGUAAUCAAGAAAAAUUGGAUAAAGUUAAACAAGAAAUUCUUAAACAAUAUCAAUCAUGUACCGAUAUACGAACAUUGGUUGUUGAUUUUACACAAGGACAUGAUUCAUAUGAUUAUAUUGGUGAACAAAUACGAUCAUUACCUGGUUCGGUACAUGUAUUAAUCAAUAAUGUUGGUAUGUCAUAUAAAUAUCCGGAAUAUUUUACCCGAAUAUUGGAUGGUAAUAAAUUUAUAACAAAUAUAAUGAAUUGUAAUAUGGUUUCAGUAGUAAGAAUGACAUAUUUAGUUUUACCAUUAAUGGAAAAACAAAAAUCCGCAUUAUUUCCAUCACCAUUAUUAACAUUAUAUUCAGCAUCGAAAAUAUUUAUGGAUUAUUUUUCACGUGGUUUAUAUUGGGAAUAUCGUCAUCGUGGUAUUAUAAUACAAUCAGUUGUACCAUAUUAUGUAACAACAAAUAUGAUCCGAAAUCCCGGUGUAUCAUUUAUGAUACCAAAUCCAGAUACAUUUGUUCGUUCAGCAUUAAAAACUGUUGGUCAUGAAAUUCGUACAUAUGGUUUUAUAACACAUCGUAUAUUAGCAUUUGUACGUGAAUGGAAUCGUUUUUUUAUUGGUUUUAAUUUCAGUACACGUUUAGCAACUCGUUCAUUAAGUAAUGCAAGAAAACGUUGUUAUCAACGUAAAGGUCUUGAUCAUCAUGUUUAACCCAAAAUUAUUAUCAUCAUUAUUAAUUUCGAAUA